CGGAGUGUUUCUGUUCACACUGUUUCACAAAAUAAUUCAGGCUCCUUCUGUUCUCUCCCGUCUCCUCUCUCUUCUCUUUCAUUUUAUUUCACAGAUGCCUCUGGACAGGCACCUACUCCAAAUCUGAAGAACUCAGUGAGGAAGGGCAGCCUUCCACUUGAGCUGCUUCUUCGUUCCUAACAUGCACAGGAAAUGAAGACAUCUUCUGCCAUGCUUGCAAUUGGGAAAUUUCUCUGGGUUCUCUUCCUAAUCCCAGAUUUGUGCAUCUGGAGCAUCUGUGGGGAAGAAUCAUGUGAAGUACAACUUUACAUUAAGAGAAACUCUGUGCACUCUGUCCCGUCAGGAGAUCCCUUUGAGCUGAAAUGCCCCGUGAAAUACUGUGACAUCAGACCUAAUGUGACUUGGUGUAAGCUCAAUGGAAGCCACUGUCAACCACUGGUCGAUGGAUUUCAUCUACACACAAGUUGGAGAGAAGGAGAGAAUAUUUCGGAUUUUAUUCUACAUUUUGAAUCAGUGCUUCAUAGUGACAAUGGGUCAUAUCGUUGUCAUGCGAAGCUUUCAUUAGAAAUCAUUGAGAGCCACUCAACAACCAUUUAUGUGACAGAUCAGAUUCAAAAUAAGUCAGAACGCCCUCUAAUGAAUGCAACUAGUACUGCAGGACCCACCUCCAAGGAAGAGAUGGCAAGCCAACCGUGGCUCCUGUAUGGUUUGCUGGUUUUGGGAGGAUUGCCCCUGCUCAGUAUCACCUGCUUCUGCCUCCUCUGCUGCCUGAGAGAGCACCAAGGCAAACAAGAGAAGCCUACUGAUACAGAUAGAGCAGGAAGAGAAAUUAACCUGGUUGAUGCUCCCCAGCUCAUCAGCAGUGAGCAAGCAAAAGUGGGCCCCAGGAAAAAAUCCCAAACAGUGCCAUCAGAAACUGGAAUUUAUGACAAUGACCCCUGGUUUAGGUUGCAGGAAGGGGCUGAAGUUUAUUCUAACUCAUGCCUGGAAGAAAACAAGCAGGGUAUCGUUUAUGCUUCCCUGAAUCAUUCUCUCUUUGGAAUGAAUCCCAAACAGACAAGAAAUGAGAAAGAAGCACCUACGGAAUAUGCAUCCAUAUGUGUGAGGAGUUGAAUCUUCUUGUGACUCUAAGCUGUAAUUAAUAAAUGUCAGAAUAUCAACGCCAUUGCCUCGAUCCAAAUAGCAUCGCUCAACUUGGCAGUUGAGCCUCAUUUCAAAGAAGCUCAUGCUGGUGCUUGUGUCUUAAGUGCCCAUAGAAACCAUGAUUAAGGCUUCUCCCAAAACCUUUUUCCAAUUAUUGGCUUGAACAACAGUUUUUUCUCUAAAACUGAAUGACACCAAGAGUAGCAGAACACUUACUUUAGCUACAUUUUACCCAAUGUGCAAAUUUAAACCUUCUUUUAGAGCUGUCAGAGAGACUCGUUGGGAAGAGAAGAUUUAUAUUACUCGUAUGAGUUCACUACACAUUCUUGAAAAAAGAUGAAAAGAAAGAGUGGGAGCCUGAGUGGUGGUGCAGCAAGCUAAUCCUCCGUCCUGUGGAACUGGCACUCUGUAUGGGUACCAGUUCUUGUCUUGGCUGCUCUACUGCUGAUUCAGCUCUCUGUUUAUGGCCUGGGAAAAGCAGCAGAGGAUGGCCCAAGUCGCUGGGAGCUUGCACCCAUGUCAGACACACAGAAGAAGCUCCUGACUCCUGGCUUCAGAUCAGCUCGGCUCCGGCUGUCGGGAGUGUUUUGGGAGUGAACCAGUAUUAGAAGAACUUCUCUUUCCUUCUCUCGUUGUAAAUUCUGCCUUUCAAAUAAAAAUAAUUAAACCUUUAAAAGAAAAAGAAAUAGUGCCCCAAUUAGACUAAUUAAAGCACAAGCAUCACAGUGACCGUAUUUUUGCAAUCUUCCAUGACCAGAAUUUUUUAUAUGUCAGUUGAAGAUUGAUGUUCCAUAAAUAUAAGUGAGAAAUAACUUUAGAUGUUAAAUAAGAAAAAAUGGAAAAGAAAAUUGAUGCAGCAAAGAUGUAGAAUGUUCAAUUGGUUGUGGGGUAAAUAUUUUCCAUACUUGGCAAACAAAUGCUUUUAUGUACACAGUUAGAUUGCUCAGAAAAUAUGGUUAUUGAUGAAGUAAUCAAUGUACAUUCAUUUGUGAGUAAAGUGGUGACUUGGUAUUUGAGUCCCCUUGAUUAAUGUGUGUGAAUGCUACUUCAUGUUGAAGGAAUAUACUGUGGGCAUCUGAAUAAACUUAAAAUGAAAAUAGGUGUUCAGGUAUGUGCAGAUUGAAAACUGCAUCAUGGUUGUCCUGAUAGCAAAUUAUAAUCAGUAUUAAGGAAAUGACGAUGAGUUCAGAAUAUUAAGUUAGUUAACAGGGAUCAACAUAUUUUCAUCGGUAUCUUCAUCUUUCUAUUUUUGUUAUGAGGGAAUCAAAGCAAUUCACAUGUAGUGAAAUGUUACAGUGGUGAUUUUUAAGUACUGAGAUUGCAGCCACUUAACAAAAAGAAAGAUGGUUUUACAUAUCUGAAUUUUUUGAGUUUGUUUAUUUCAAAAACAGUCCAAGGCUGUUGACCAGCUUGAGGCCAGAGUUUUCAGGUGCUGCUAGAAAAUAAUACAAUAAUCAUUAUACUGACUGGUUAGUCAAAAUUGGGAUUCAUUUGAAUAAAUACACAAGCUAUGAAUGAAUGAAUGCGUGUGUGCAUGUGUGUUAGUGUAUAGAGGGGUAGUAACAGAAACUGCACAAGAGAAACUGAUCACAUUACUGUUGCAGUUUCAGCUUGCUUAUGAAACUUAAAAUACUACAGGAAACGGAUCACUAAGCAAAAUGUAUCAAAUUGGGGAUGGGAGUACUGGCAUACACAGAAAUGAGACAAAAUUGAGGGCUUUCUUAUGUAAUGCUGGUAUUACGAUUUACUUAACUGAAAUGUGGGGCAGAAGAGAUAGUUUUUGAGUUGAUGUCACUAGCCAGUAAGGUAACAUUACAGCAAAGCUUUUAACAAAAUUGUACAUUGACUCUUUAACCAAGCAGCAUUUGUGGACAUGUUAUGUAAAAUGUAGAGAAGAGUUGCUUGUCCAACUCCUAAAAAUAGAAACAGGAAGCUUGGGGAGGAUACGUUUUGGUCUUCUCUUAUCAGAUAAACACACAAAGUUGAACAGUUCCUUCCUAAUUUUCUCCCACUUAAAAAGCAAAAUCCAUCUAGUUACUAGAAUGUGCUUAGAGUGGGUUACAGUACAGAUGUUAGUGAUUUCCUUUUUCUAAAUGACUGAUUUUUAUACUUGUACAAUGCUUGUCAAAAUACCAAGCUAUUUAUAAUUUCAUUCCUUAAUUAUAUAAAGUGUCAGAGACACAUAUGUAUUUCUUCCAAAAAACUUAUCUUGAUGUUCUUCUCAUGACUUAUUUCAUUAAUUUACAAGUGGUUUUAGAAACAGAAGAAGAAAAUAAUUUAAUGAUUUUUGAUAAAUUUUAAGCUUGCUAAUUGUUCUCGUUAAGAAAAAUAAAGUUAUUAAGAUUUAUUUGAAAUUCACUUGGUAUUUGUGUUUUAUUUUACUAAAAAUUAUAUGGACCUAAAAUAGAAAUAAUUCUUAAUUUUCAAAGCAUACAAAAAAAAACCCCAAGAACUUGUUAAACUCCCAGCACUAAGAAAGUCUGACCCUGAAGACCUAAUCUA
Molecule: messenger RNA, 3645 nt
Organism: Ochotona princeps (American pika)
Lineage: Eukaryota; Metazoa; Chordata; Mammalia; Lagomorpha; Ochotonidae
Gene: BTLA
Product: B and T lymphocyte associated
Exons: 6
Coding region: 193-1113 (306 amino acids)
Biological process (GO): immune response-regulating cell surface receptor signaling pathway
Cellular component (GO): plasma membrane
Molecular function (GO): signaling receptor activity
Source: RefSeq, a predicted model, not a curated record